Molecule: messenger RNA, 828 nt
Organism: Schizophyllum commune H4-8
Lineage: Eukaryota; Fungi; Basidiomycota; Agaricomycetes; Agaricales; Schizophyllaceae
Exons: 3
Coding region: 1-828 (275 amino acids)
Source: RefSeq, a predicted model, not a curated record
AUGUCGCCCGACACCUGCGAUGUGGCUCUAUGCUCGUGCUUCAACACCCGAGAUCUCGUUCGAUACAGUCAAGUCUGUCGAGACACUCGACGCGCGGUGCAGUCGUACAGCAGCCAGGCCUUCCAGCUGCACCGGACGCUCGUGAACUUCAUGAGUGUGGACGAGGUCCGGGCCUUCCGGCAGUUGAUGCGGGAGACUGGUACGCUCAUCUCAGGCUCCGUCGCUAUCCAUUUCUUUAGUCGCACGGACGUCGGGGAGUCCGGACUCGAUCUCUACAUGGAGGGCGACAACGCGCACAACGUCGCCGCCUUCGUGCAGAAGCUGGGCUACGCCUACCAGCCUCGCAUGUACCAGAACCAGAGAAUCCAUAACGCCAUCGCCCACGCGACCUCUCGAUACGCCAUCCGGGACAGCGCUAUAUACGAGAUGCCCGCGAUUUUGGACAAGUUCACUUUCGACCGCGAGGGCACGAAGAUCCACCUCCUGGUCGCUGACCUCAGCGCCAUCGACGCCAUAUUGGAUUUCCACUCGACCGUCGUUAUGAACAUCAUCACGCAUAGAGCCGCGUACGCCCUCUACCCUCAGAGCACGUUCAAGGCCAACAUGGGCAUCUGCUUCGACGAGGACCCAAUCAACGGCGACUCCUCGAAGUAUAGGGAGCGUGGAUGGGACCUUCGAUGUGCUGUCGAGGACCGCGCAUGUAGAUCUCUUCACGGUGAGAUAACCAACAACGAGCGCUACGUCGGAGAUCGCUAUACAUGGACAAUCAACUUCGACGAUAGGUUGGUUCCCUCAACCUCGCUUGCCAUCAUGCUAAUGAACCGCUAG